UUCAUCUCUGAUGCUUGGAGCCUACAUCACUAUCUUCAUCAUCCUGGCCUCCAUUCUUUUUGUGUGUGCCAUUUAUUCCUGCCUUGGUCCCUUUCCUGCCUUUUUGCAGCGUGUUUCUCGCAAGAUCAUCCAAUCCCGAAUCAACAGCACUAUUACUGGCGUUGCCUCCAUCCUGCUUGUCUUCAUCGCUGCCUUUGUCAACAUGUUUGCUUGCAGUCGGAUCCGGCUCCAAGACUGUGUGGUUAGAUUCUUCAACGUUACUCCGGCUACAGUAGAUCCCUGUUACCUCCAAGCUCUCAAUUAUACCUUGGCAUCAGAUACCCCACCCUGCCAGGGGAAGGAUGACUUGACCUGCAGUUUCCCUGAGUACUUCACUUAUUCGGUGUUGCUGAGUCUGCUGGCCUCUUCCAUCUUCCUGCACAUCAGCAGCCUUAGGAAGCUGGCACUGCUGGUGACGAUGGAGGUGGUGUACUUGAUACUGGCUGAGGGCCCACAGGGCGUGCUGUUUGAGAACUAUGACCUUCUAGUGGCCACUAAUGCUCUGUCAGCCUUCAAUGAGACUCAACCCUGUUCCUCAGAGAAGAAAGUACCUCUGCAGUACAUGACCCCUGUUAUCCUGUUACUUUUUGCUUUGGCCCUUUAUCUUCAUGCCCAGCAAGUUGAAUCAACAGCACGUCUUGAUUUCCUCUGGAAACAACAGGCUACAGGUGAGAAGGAAGAGAUGGAAGAGCUGCAGGCUUAUAAUCGUCGUCUGUUACACAACAUCUUGCCCAAAGAUGUGGCAGCUCACUUUCUGGCACGGGAGCGCCUCAAUGAUGAGCUGUACCACCAAUCGUGUGAGUGUGUGGCUGUCAUGUUUGCCUCGAUCAGCAACUUCUCUGAGUUCUACGUGGAGCUGGAAGCCAACAAUGAGGGUGUUGAAUGCCUUCGGUUGCUCAACGAGAUCAUUGCUGACUUUGACGAG
Thamnophis sirtalis is the source of this 964-nucleotide messenger RNA. The record is from RefSeq and is a predicted model, not a curated record. Lineage: Eukaryota; Metazoa; Chordata; Lepidosauria; Squamata; Natricidae.